AAUUGGUCGAAGCGUUGUGGUACCCAUGAGAAAGACCGUAUCGCACAGCAGCAUCGCCGUAAGAAUGGUCCGAAAAUCGGCUGACAAACCUGGAACAUGGCCCAGCGGAGGAUAUAGGAUAUAAUAUUCUUAGAACAUCAAAACAUGACAAAUGCCAUAAGCAUGUUGACGGUUAAUCUAUAACAGGCUAUGAUUCAAAGGCAGGUGACACUGACCCAGAACUUGUACCAGAACAGGUUUCUCGUACUCAGACUUGCAGCCAUGGCCUCCCCGUCUCAUUCGUCCCAGAACCGCCGGCGCUGUAAGGACCCGAUCCGCCACAGCUACAAUCCCGAACAAUUCCGCAACGUCAACUUCCAGAAUGGGGUGCCGGAGGACGUGGCGGCCAUGCACCGCUCGACCAGCGACACAGACCUGGUGACAUCACACAGCCGAUCCACGCUUACCGUCAGCACCUCGCUCUACGCCAUUGGACAGACCCAGGACAUCCUCAUCUGCUGGGACAUCAAGGAGGAGGUGGACGCUGGGGACUGGAUCGGCAUGUACCUCAUUGAAGAGGUGUCGUCUGAGAACUUUCUAGACUACAAGAGCCGCGGAGUGAAUGGUUCCCACAAGGGCCAGAUAGUGUGGAAGAUUGAGGGCAACUCCUAUUUUGUGGAGCCGGAGACUAAGAUCUGUUUUAAAUACUACCAUGGUGUGAGCGGGGCCCUGCGAGCCACUACCCCCAGUUUGACAGUGAAGAACCCCUCAGUUCCGGUAUUUAAGCCCAUCACCAAUGAAGAAGUCCCCCAGAGCACAGGCAGUAGAAGACUCAUCAGCUUCUCCCUCUCAGAUUUCCAUGCCACAGGGCUGAAGAAGGGGAUGUUCUUCAACCCUGACCCCUACCUAAAGAUCGCCAUCCACCCCGGCAGGAACAGCAUCUUCCCGGCGCUGCCACACCACGGCCAGGAGAAACGCUCAGGCAUCGUCUGUAACACCAUCAACCCCCACUGGCAGAGAGAGCACUUCAAUUUUGUGUCUCUGCCCACGGACGUUCUGGAGAUUGAGGUGAAAGACAAGUUUGCCAAGAGUCGUCCUAUCAUCAAACGUUUCCUGGGAAAGCUGUCCAUGCCGGUGCAGAGGCUACUGGAGAAGCAUGCUAUUGGUGACCGCGUGGUCAGCUACACGCUGGGCCGAAGGCUACCGACGGAACAUGUCAGUGGACAGCUGCAGUUCAGAUUUGAGAUCACUUCCUCUUUUCAUCCAGAUGAUGAAGAUAUGUCUCUCAGCACAGAGCCUGAGUGUGCCGCUGUGCAGGAGACCAGUAACCAGGGGGAGGGUCAGUCCUCCCAGGCCCAGGGCCAGGCUGAGGACACCAUGAGCCUGGGUCCGGGCGCUCCAGAACUCCCUACAGAUGAGGAGGAAGACGCUGGAGCUCCAGAACUUCCAAUUGGUGGAGAUACAGUUACAGCCACGCCCAUGGAAGGGCAUCCAGCAGGGCCUUUGGGUUCAGAACAGCCCAUGGAUGGAGAUGGAGACUCAGUGCCUAAGGCCCUAAAAACAGAACCAAGCCAGCCAGAGGUCAAUGGGGCUCAGGGGGAAGGAGGAGGCGGCUGUAGCUGUGGCUGCAGAGAAGCUGCCCACGAGCAGCAGGGGCCUGUUGGGCAGGACAUUGAGGGGGCACAGGGGGUGGACGGUACCCCAGCAGAGGGUCAGGUCAGCCCUGCUGUAAUGGAGGACAUGGAGAGUGAAGCGUCUGUUGAGCCAGCAGAACAGCAGGCGGUGGGUCAGGAGGAAGGGGAUGAAGAAUGCUGCUCCCUGCGCAUCAGGACCACCCCUAGGCGUAAGAACCGGCCCUGCUCCCUGCCCGUGUCGGACCUGGAGACAGUCAUCGCCGCGGCCUGUGGGGAGCCCGAAACCCCUCGCUCCCACUACAUCCGCAUCCACCUCCUCCCACAGUCUGCCUCCGCCCCAGCCAGGCACCCAGGAGGACCGGGGGAGGAAGAGGGGGCUGAGGCUGAAACAGAGCCCGACCCAGACCCAGGCCCUGACCAGCUCAGCCCCAGGGACCAGGAGGGGAGGACCCUGCCUCGCAGCCUGUCCAUCGAGCGUCUGUCCGACCUGGCCCUGAUGCUGGACAGCGAGGGCCGCCACCCCCAGGGCCAGGUCAGGGGUCACCAGAGAGUGUCCGACGAGGACGACAUGGAGCCCUGCUGCAGUAAUUCCUGCUAUGAGGGCCGAGGAGGCAGUCACACCCAGGCACCUCUAGUGGCUGCAGCCAUGUCUGUGGGGAGCAGUGCUUUCCUCUCCCAGGAGGACGAGGACAUGGAGGUGAACGGAGCGGAGAGCAGGGAGCCAGGAGAUGGGAUGCCCCAGUGGCAGGUGGCCCCCUCCACGCAGGUCCAGAGCCCCCAGAGAGUCAUGGAAAAUGGAGAGUCACCCGUGGCCGGGCCCAGAGAUUGUCCCCUACCGUCCAGCCAUCCUCCAGUCAGCCAGUUUCCUGCUCUGCGUCCUGAUCCCCAUCACUACCCCACUAUAGAUGAACCACUACCACCAAACUGGGAGGCGCGUGUGGACAGCCACGGUCGUGUGUUCUAUGUGGACCACAUCAACAGGACCACCACAUGGCAGAGACCCACCUCAGCAGCCACACCCGACGGCAUGAGGAGGUCUGGAUCCGUUCAGCAGAUGGAACAGCUCAAUAGAAGGUACCAGAGUAUCCAGAGGACCAUGGCCACAGACAGGAGUGAGGAUGAAGGAAGCAGAAGCAGGAGUGAGAGAACAAGCCUCAACAACAACAGCAGUGAGACAGACUCUCCUCCAAUGGCUAAUGAGCUGAGAAGAGACAGCUCCUCUUCCUCCUCCUCCUCCUCGUCUCCAGUCAACAGUCAGAAGAUCACAGCUCUGUUACAGAGCCCAGCGGUGAAGUUCAUCACACACCCAGAGUUCUUCACUGUCCUCCACGCCAACUAUGGGGCCUACCGCAUGUUCACCAACAGCACGUGCCUGAAGCACAUGAUCCUGAAGAUUCGCCGGGACACUCGUAACCUUGAGAGGUACCAGCACAACAGAGACCUGGUCACCUUCCUCAACCGCUUCACUGACGCACAGCUGGAACUGCCCCGGGGCUGGGAGAUCAAAACUGACCCACAGGGCAAGAACUUCUUUGUUGACCACAACAGCCGGGCGACCACGUUCAUCGACCCGAGAAUCCCCCUUCAGAACGGUUGUCUGCCCAACCACCUGACCCACAGGCAGCACCUGCAGAGAUUACGCAGCUACAGCGCAGGAGAGGCCUCUGAGGUGUCCCGUAGUCGAGGUGCGGCCUUGUUGUCACGGCCUGGGAACAGUGUGGUUGCCGCGAUACGGAGCCAGCAUCAUCCUGAUCCAGUGCCAAGGUCUUAUAAUGAGAAGAUAGUGGCCUCUCGUCAGCCUGGAAUACUAGAAGUUCUAACGGAGCGCCAGCCAGCCCUGUCCAGGAACCAUUCCCUGAGGGAAAAGAUCCACUACAUCAGAACAGAGGGCACCCAAAGACUGGAGAAACUGGCAUGUGAUGCAGACCUGGUGAUACUGUUGAGCUUGUUUGAAGAGGAGAUCAUGUCUUAUGUUCCGCCCUCCUUCCAUCCUGGCUUCAGCUUCUCUCCACGCUGUUCACCAGGGUCUUCACCACAGAACUCUCCAGGAAUGUCGAGAGCGAGAGCGCCUGCCCCGUACCGGAGAGACUUUGAGGCCAAACUACGCAACUUCUACAGGAAACUGGAGGCUAAAGGCUACGGCCAGGGCCCAGGAAAGAUCAAGCUUAUCGUACGGAGAGACCACCUGUUGGAGGGUACCUUUAACCAGGUGAUGGCCUACUCACGCAAGGAACUACAGAGGAAUAAGCUCUACAUCACCUUCAUAGGAGAGGAGGGGCUGGACUACAGUGGGCCAUCCAGAGAGUUCUUCUUCCUGCUGUCUCAGGAGCUGUUCAACCCCUACUAUGGCCUGUUUGAGUACUCAGCCAACGACACAUACACCGUCCAGAUCAGCCCAAUGUCCGCCUUCGUAGAGAACCAUCUGGAAUGGUUCCGGUUUAGUGGGCGUAUUUUGGGACUGGUGUUGAUCCACCAGUAUCUUCUGGAUGCCUUCUUCACGCGGCCCUUCUACAAGGCUCUCCUCAGACUAGCCACUGACCUGAGUGAUCUGGAAUACCUAGACGAGGAGUUCCAUCAGAGUCUACAGUGGAUGAAAGACAAUGACAUCACUGACAUGCUGGACCUUACCUUCACUGUGAAUGAGGAAGUCUUCGGACAGGUAACAGAGAGAGAGCUGAAGUCUGGAGGGGCCAACAUUAAUGUGACAGAGAAGAAUAAGAAGGAGUACAUUGACCGCAUGGUGAAAUGGAGGGUGGAGAGAGGAGUGGUCAAGCAGACAGAGGCACUGGUCAGGGGCUUCUAUGAGGUGGUGGAUUCCCGGCUGGUGUCAGUGUUCGAUGCCAGAGAGUUGGAGCUGGUCAUCGCUGGGACAGCGGAGAUAGACCUCAAUGACUGGAGGAACAACACAGAGUAUAGAGGAGGCUACCAUGACAGCCACAUAGUGAUCAGGUGGUUCUGGGGGGCCGUGGAGCGCUUCAACAACGAGCAGAGGCUGCGUCUGCUGCAGUUUGUGACUGGCACCUCCAGUGUUCCCUACGAGGGCUUCACCGCUCUACGGGGCAGUAACGGCCUGCGACGCUUCUGCAUCGAGAAGUGGGGCAAGAUCACCGCUCUACCAAGGGCACACACAUGCUUCAACCGGCUUGAUCUCCCUCCAUACCCGUCCUACACCAUGCUCUACGAGAAACUGCUGAUCGCUGUGGAGGAGACCAGCACUUUUGGCCUUGAGUGAAGGAGAGAGAAGUUGUGCAUCCCAAAUGGCACCUUAUUCCCUAUAUAGUGCACUACAAAGUAGUGCAUUAUGUAGGGAAUAGGGUGCAAUUUGGGAAGCAAUCAAGAUCUUAAAUAGGAUCCUGUGCCUCAGGACUGGGGACUCUACUGUACACAACACUCCCUUUAUACUGUACAUUUCAAUACAACAGCCAGAGGACUGUACAUUUCUCUUUUUUAACAAUCUAUGUACAGUAUACAAGCAAAAGGAAAAGCCAAGCACCACCACAUGCAUUACUCACAUGUUACAAUGUACCUUUGUUACGGGGAUAUUGCAUAAAGGCACCAAGCUGUGUGCAAUAGCUCUUAUUUGCUCAGCCUAUAUCAGCACUCAGGGCUUUGACUCAACACAUCACACCUACACCAAUGAAUAGUCUAGUCCAUCUCUCACAGUGCACCUUGCACCAACAGCCUUAGCAAGCAUCAUCACAUGAUCUAUCACCAACCACAACCAACAUUAUCAGUAGAAGAAAUGCCUCAACUCGCUUUAUCAGAGGGAGAGAAAUGCCUCAAAUACUGUCACAUGAACCACUACAACCAACAUUAUCUCAUGACGUUGUGUUCCGACUUCAGCAAUUCCACUUCAAAUAUUGCUGCCACUGGGAUUAUCCCAGGAUAUGACAUCAGCAAAGGACUGGGUCAUCAACAUCUCUCAAAUUCUUAAUUGUCCUAAGUUUUUAACAAGAUUUUGUGAACAUUGUGAAAUAUAAGGAGAGAUUCAAUAGUAUCGCAAGAUCCUACCGCAAUUUCAAAAUUACUGUUAGAGGAUUCUGAGGAUAUUUAAGUGAAAACUAUGUUUUAUCGCUAAAAACACAUAAGUGGAAUUGAUGUAAACCUUGAAGAUGAUUGGGAAAUGAACACAAACCAGUUUUACUGUAAGUGAUUAGAGUGAAGGGAGGUGAAGAAACCCCCUUUAACAACAAUGUCUGAUCAGAAAAAUAACUGUUUCGAUGUGCUCCAUGUGAAAACAACACACUUCUUUUUCUCCUCUUGAUUUUGAGAACCAUUUUAUGUUUACAUGAGGUGUGUUAUUUCUUGUUUUAACACACUUUAACAUUAUGAAUGUUUCAUUUUCACAAGAUUGUUGUAUUUCAUUUGUACAUGGUAGACUGUGUAUAACGCUACAGAUUAUUUUGGAAGGAAGUGUUUUAAAAUAUUUCAGCAGGUUUUUGUAUAAUUUUUUUAAUCAUGGGAAAUACAACAGGACAUAUUGCAUUGUUUAAAUGUAUAUUCAAAUACUGAGGCAAACCAAGAGAGAACAAUUUAAGUAAAUGUGCAGGUAUUGUGUUUAGAUUAUACUGGAUCUUAUUCUUCCUGAAUAUUUGUUGCACUUCUGAGGAGUUGACACAGUAAAUUCACCUCAAAUGUAUGUAUACCACUAUUCGAACAAAAAUCUAUUAUGUUUUGUAAUGUUUAUCAACAUAACACUAAUUGCAAUUAUUAUACACUAUAGUUCUUGCUGAACAGAAAACAGUAGAUUACAAUGCUGUUGACCUGUUACCGCACUUGUGUUAUAGCAGAGGGUUAACAUGUUUGAUUUUGUUUCAGUGUAUGCCUGUAUGUCUACCCUUGGCCACAGUCAUAAGUGCUGUGACAUGAAAAUGUAAUUGACUUAAAAUUGACGUCAUGUU
Coregonus clupeaformis (lake whitefish) is the source of this 6514-nucleotide messenger RNA. Its product is annotated as E3 ubiquitin-protein ligase HECW1. Lineage: Eukaryota; Metazoa; Chordata; Actinopteri; Salmoniformes; Salmonidae. Gene Ontology annotation, molecular function: ubiquitin-protein transferase activity; protein binding. The record is from RefSeq and is a predicted model, not a curated record. Gene Ontology annotation, biological process: regulation of dendrite morphogenesis.